GCAUCCGGGGCCCUGCGUGCGCCCGCAACGAAGAUGGCGGCUUCCAUGCUGAAGUGGAAGCGCGUCUCGGGCUCCAGCGGGCCGGUGCCCCGGCCGCGGCACGGCCACCGGGCGGUGGCCAUCAAGGAGCUGAUGGUGGUGUUCGGCGGCGGCAACGAAGGGAUCGUCGACGAGCUCCAUGUUUACAACACGGCCACAAACCAAUGGUUCAUCCCAGCUGUGAGGGGUGACAUUCCGCCCGGAUGUGCUGCCUACGGUUUUGUGUGUGAUGGGACCCGCCUGCUGGUGUUUGGAGGCAUGGUGGAGUAUGGGAAGUACAGCAAUGAUCUCUUUGAACUGCAGGCCAGCCGCUGGGAGUGGAAGAAGCUGAAGCCCAAACCGCCCAAGAACGGGUCGUUGCCGUGUCCACGCCUAGGUCACAGCUUUUCCCUGGUGGGGAAUAAAUGCUACUUGUUUGGAGGCCUGGCCAAUGACAGCGAGGAUCCCAAGAACAACAUUCCACGUUAUCUGAACGAUGUUUACAUAUUGGAGCUGCGGCCCGGCUCAGGGGUACUGAGCUGGGACAACCCCAUCACCUAUGGAGUGCUGCCUCCACCACGGGAGUCUCACACCGCUAUCAUCUACACCGAGAAAACGCUGAAGAAAUCCAAGUUGGUCAUCUACGGAGGCAUGAGUGGUUGCAGGCUCGGAGACCUCUGGACGUUGGACAUCGAUACACUAACGUGGAACAAACCGAACGUGAAUGGUGUUUCCCCACUGCCCCGGAGUCUACACUCGGCUACUGUAAUCGGCAAUAAAAUGUAUGUAUUUGGAGGCUGGGUUCCGUUGGUCAUGGAAGAUGUGAAGGUAGCCACGCAUGAGAAGGAGUGGAAGUGCACCAACACGUUGGCUUGUCUCAAUCUGGACACGAUGACCUGGGAGCCGGUCGUGAUGGAGACGCAGGAGGACAACCUUCCCCGGGCUCGAGCAGGCCACUGCUCGGUCGCCAUCAACUCGCGACUGUACAUCUGGAGUGGGAGGGACGGAUACCGCAAAGCCUGGAACAAUCAAGUGUGCUGCAAGGACCUGUGGUGCCUGGAGACAGAGAAGCCUCCAGCACCAUCGAGGGUGCAGCUGGUCCGUGCCAACACCAACUCGCUGGAGGUGAGCUGGGGCUCCGUGCCCACCGCCGACGCCUACCUGCUGCAACUGCAGAAGUACGACAUCCCGGCUGUGACUCCAGCCUCCCAGCCACUGCCCUCAGUGCCCGCCGGGCAGCCCAAGAGCCCUGCCCCCGCCUCAGCCGCCCCCUCCCCCCAGCAGGUGGGCAGCUCGCUGCUGCCGCUGCCCCCGGGAGCUGCCGUGCCCUGCUCGCCACCGGUGCCAGCCUCUCCUGCCUCCUCGCUGGCCCCUCCGCAGACGCUGCUGGGGGGCGCGGCCCCUACCACCGCCGGAGCCCGGGCGCAAGGUCCAACAGCCGUUCUGCGGGUGGCCUCUCCUCAGGCGCCCACCGUCCUGUCGAGUGGGAGCUCCCUCAUCGCCGUUCGACCAACAGGGAACCAGGGGAAGGUGCCGGUCCCUGUGACAACGCUGUCUAGUGGGGUCCACAUGGUAGUGUCAGCCCAGGGCAGCCAAGGCAUGACCAUCGGAGGCGCGACGCAGAUGAGCGGGAUGGCGGCACUGGCGGCUGCCGCGGCAGCCACGCAGAAGAUCCCCCCAACCACCAUCUCCACCGUGCUCAGCGUUCCCGGCUCUACCAUGAUCAAGACGGUGGCCGUCGCGCCCGGUUCCACGCUGCCAGCGACUGUCAAGGUGGCGUCCUCGCCCAUCAUGGUGAGUAACCCAGCCACCCGGAUGCUGAAGACUGCAGCUGCUCAGGUGGGCACCUCGAGCACAGCGGGAACGUCCAUGCGGCCCAUUAUCACCGUCCACAAGUCGGGCACGGUGACGGUGGCUCAGCAGGCCCAGGUGGUCACCACGGUGGUGGGAGGUGUGACCAAGACCAUCACGCUGGUGAAGUCUCCCAUCUCCAUGGCAGGAGGGAGUGCACUGAUCUCCAGCCUGGGGAAGAUGGUCUCCCUGGUUCAGACUAAGCCAGUCCAGUCGGGAGUGGUGACGGGUCAGGCAACGUCCAGCCCAGUUACCCAGUACAUCCAGACCAAAGGCCCCCUCCCCCCGGGUGCCACCAUCCUGAAGCUGGUGACGUCUGCUGACGGCAAGCCCACCACCAUCAUCACCACGACGCAGGCCGGAGGAGCAGCUGCCGCCAAACCACCCACCAUCCUGGGCAUCAGCAGCAUGUCUGCCAACACCACCAACAAACCGGGCACCACUACCAUCAUCAAGACCAUUCCUGUCUCUGCCCUAAUGGCACAGCAGGGGACAGCAGGGGUCACGAGCAAUACUGGCAUGAAAUCUCCGAUCACCAUCUUCACCACCAAGGUGAUGUCAACGGGCACUAACAGCCCUGCCAAGAUCAUCACCGCUGUGCCAAAGAUCAGCGGAGGAACAAGCCAGCAAGGGCUGACACAGGUAUUACUAAAGGGAGCCCCGGGGCAACCGGGUACCAUUCUGCGCACCGUCCCGGUCAGCGGCAUGCGGUUAGUGACACCAGUAUCGGUCUCAGCGGUGAAGCCAGCUGUCACCACGCUGGUGGUCAAGAGCACAACGGGUGUGACCACCUUGGGCACAGUGACGGGCUCCCUUGGAGGGACCGCUGGGGUGGGCGCCCCCACCAGCCUGGGCACCUUCUCCAGCCAGCUGAUCAACUCGGCGGUCAUCACCGUGUCUGCCGCUCAGUCCGGCCUUGCCACAACCAGCACGCCCACCGUCGCCAUGCAGGCUGCGUCAGAAGCCACACGAGUCACGUUAAUUGCUGCGCCCACCGGGGUGGAGACGUCAUCGAUCCAGGAGUUGCCCGUCACCAUCCUUGCCUCCCCUACGAUGGAGCAGCCCUCACUGGUGCACGUGCCCGAGAGCGGGCAGACUGAGGGACAGGCGUCCGGCAGCCCGCCCUUGGUCUGCUCCAACCCUCCCCAUGAGACGUCAGAGACCAACACCACCAAUACUGCCACGACGGUCACUGCCAACAUGGGUGCCAACCAGGUCCAGCCUCCGCCCACCAAUGCGCAGGGCCUCCCGGAGACGGUGCACGGGGAGACCGCGACGGCGGGCACAACCAACACGGCAACCACGGUGUCUGCGGCACAGACCGGGGCUAACACCACGGUGACACAAUCUACUCCAGCUCCCGGGCCCUCCAUCCCGGGCGUGGCGAGGAUAUCGGAAGGCACAGACGUCACAACGUCGACGGAACAGCCCAGCCCCUCGACCGGCGAGCACCCUCUGGCCCCGGACCCAGGCUCUGGCCCCCAGGCGGCUGCAGAGGAGGAGGCCGGGCCGCCUGGCUCAACGGCAGAGAGUGGGCCCCCACUGCAGCCCGGCGAGCUGGCCCCCCCCCAGGAGCUGAUGGCAGACGCGGUGACAGGGCUGACUCCGGAAGAGCUGGCAGUCACAGCAGCGGCAGAGGCAGCCGAACAGGCAGCUGUCUCCCAGGAGGUGCAGGCUCUUGCCCUUCAGGCUGUACUGCACGCUGCCCAGCAGGCUGCGAUGGGUUCCGGGGAAGCGAUGGAGAUCCCGGAUCCGAAGCAGCAACCGGCCGAGGCGGAUUUAGCCCAGCUGAGUGCCGUGCCCGGCGAUGCCCAACAGAACGCGCUCCCGCUCGCCGUGCUUGCUCAGCACGACCUGGCAGUACUGGUCCAACAGCAGCAGCAACAACAACAGCAGCAGCAGCAACAACAGCAGCAGCUCCUGUCGGCCGGGCCCAGUCAGACCCAGCUACCCACUGAAGCCUUGGCACCUGCUGACAGCCUCAACGAUCCCUCCAGCGAGACCAACGGGCUUGGCGAGCUGGGGGUGCCCACCGUCAACGUUGGCACCCACCCGCUCCUCCCCCCAAGCACCACCGAGGGCCUGGCACCGUCCAGCUCUCUCGCCUCUCCGCAGCCGGUCUCGGCGGCGAGCCCCGGCAAGCUGCAGGCAGCCGCCACCCUCGCGGAAGUCGCCAACGGGAUCGAACCCUCGACCACGAAAGGGGAUGCAGCCCCUGUCACCCCGAAACCUCCCGCCAAGAAGGAUACGAACCAGUGGGUCGAUGUUGGUGUGAUCAAGGCCACGACCACCGUGGUGACCCAUUAUCACUUACCACCGGACGGUUCGCCAGCCAGAGACGACGAUUCCGGGCCGAUGCCAGACUACAGCCAGAUGAAACAGCAGGAGCUCCAGCCUGGCACUGCCUACAAGUUCCGGGUGGCAGGCAUCAAUGCCUGUGGGCGCGGGCCGUUCAGUGAGAUCUCCGCUUUCAAGACGUGUUUGCCUGGUUUCCCGGGGGCUCCGUGUGCCAUUAAAAUAAGCAAGAGCCCAGAUGGAGCCCACCUGACGUGGGAGCCGCCCUCCAUGACAUCGGGGAAGAUUAUCGAGUACUCGGUGUACCUCGCCAUCCAGAGCACCCAGUCGAUGGAGCUGAAACCGAACAGCCCAGCGCAGUUGGCCUUCAUGAGGGUGUACUGUGGGCCCAACCCCUCGUGCCUGGUCCAGUCGGCCAACCUGUCCAACGCCCACAUCGAUUACACCACCAAACCGGCCAUCAUCUUCAGGAUAGCAGCCAGGAACGAGAAGGGGUACGGACCUGCCACGCAGGUCAGGUGGCUCCAAGAAACUAACAAAGAUGGUUCAGUGGUCAAACCAGCAGUGAAGCGAUCCAUCAGCUCCCCAGAAACGAAAUCAUCAAACGUACCCAAGAAGACAAAAUCGGAUGGCCAGUGAAUUUUGUAUUUUCUCUGAUCAUGCACCCCCUCCCGUCCCGCACCGCCCUCCCCUCCCCUCCACCUCCCACCCCGUACACAAAUGGAACAAGAGACCCUGGGAUCGUGCUGAGGGGCGUUUUAAUUCUUCCUCCAACCUCCGCCCUAUACUGAUGAGCCGUGACUGGACACUUCUGCUGGAAGCAGUAAUCUACCCACGGAUCGGGCAAGGAUUGACUGGACAGGACCGGGAGUUGUUUCUAUUUUUAAACACCAGUGAAAACCUAACUCAAACUCCCUUGCCCCCUCAAACCCCUCCCUACUCCCCCCACCCCCACCCCCCAAAGCCCUGCCAGCUCCCUCGUUGUCAAACCCCCUCAGUGCGACAGUUCGGGGAGUUGCGGAUGGAGACCUGGGGUGUGUCGUACCACAGGAAGCAUUGCCUCGCCCCACCAUGUGCGUGGAGCGAGCAGAGAAGAAUACCGUUUUUUUUAUAAAUAUAUAUAUAUAUAUAGGUGUAAAACAGCGCGAGAAUUUUAGUUUACGGAAUUGUUCCCGGUUUCACUCACUCGUGAUGAAGAGUUGCUGAGGAGGGACUGGGACGCUGUCCAGAGACAUCCCCCGCUCCCCAGACAGGAGCUCUCCGAGAAAGAGCUACUGGUUCCCCAUCGAACCGCGACAUUCUGGGUCCUAACACAGGGCGUGUAACCCUUUGGUCUGUUCAUCCCUGUCCUCUGUGCUUCAGUCAUCUCUCCCUGUCCCAUUCUGUCUCCAUCUCUCUGUCUGUGCCUCACUCUGUCUCUCCCCCUCUACCUCCCACACUCUGUCUCUCCCCCUCUGCCUCCCUGCUCUCGGUGUCUCCCCCUCUUUCCCCCCCCCCGUUCGCCUCUAAGCUGGGGAGAGAUGGGCGUGAAGCAAACUGUUUUGACUGAAAGAUGUUUUUAAAGCUGCCUCUGUGUUGUCCCCUCCCAGUUCCUCCUCGGAGCCCCCUAACAUGAAGAUAAUGGUCGGAUGAUCUGUUGGUACUCCUUGGAGCGAGUUUCCCUUUUUUUUUGUAGGACUCCAAUGAUGUUUGUAUUGUGUAGCUUUGUGUCGACAUUUUAUUUUUCCCUUUUUACAUAUGAAAACCAGUAUUUGAAAUAGACGUUUUGGUGGUUGUGGUAAGACUUUCCAUUUCUACUUCAGCAACAUGGGGCACCGCUGGCAAGCUCUCACCCGCUCUGGCCCCAGUACCAUCUGGGUGAGCCCUUAGAACUUGUCUAUUGGCCACAGACAGUAUUCCGAUGCCCCAGCCCCUUCCUCCCGCUGGCUGUCACGGGCGUAUUUGCCCGGCCAUUUUGAAGCAUUUCACUUGGAGGGCAAUUCCGAAAACUCUGUGGCCAUCCCAGCACCAGAUCGGCGUUGGCAGGCUCCCUGAGGGUAUGGGCAUGUGUGGCUCCAUCCCAUCAUCCAGCUCCCAGCUAACCGUAAUCUCUGCUGUUGAUGAGCUUCCUGAACCAUCCUGUGGUGGGCCAUGCUGGCGUUGGGGAGGUCCGUACUCCUGGGAUCUUUACCUGCAUCGUUACCUGGGCCCAGUGUUUACUGUCCAUCCCUAACUGCCCCUCCAGAAAGCGGGGGUGACCCUGUGUGGUGUAGGGACAGCCCGCACAGUGCCCUGUGAGAGAGGGAGUUACAGGAAUCUGAACACGGUCACACUAAAGGAACAGCCCAUACUGUUCUGUUCCUCCCCAGUCCUCGUGGGAUGGGUGCGUAGAGGUGGCGGGCGUGGAAGGUGCUGUCAGAGGAGUCUCCGAGAGACGCUGCAGUGUGUCUUGCAGACGAUACACUGUGCUGCCCCUCUGCAUCAGGGCUGGAGGGAGAGGGUGGUGAAGGUGGGCUCAGCGUGUCAAUCAAGCAGGAGGGGUGCUGCUUUGUCCUGGGUGUUGGUGAGCUUCUCAAGUGUACCCCUCCAGGCAAGUGGGGAGUAUCCCCUCACCCUCCUGACUUGGGCCUUGUCGAUGGUGGGACAGGGCUUUGGGGGGAGAGUCAGGAGGGGAGUUACUCGCUGCAGGAUUCCCUGCCUCUGACCUGGAAGCCUCUUUGCUGUCCGAUCGCCCCCCCCCCCCCCCCACAAAAAAACCCUAAUUUUGAGAAAGUGGGAAGGAAGAAUCUACAUAUGAGACCACUCAGCCCUUAUAGCCUGCUCUCUCAUUCAAAAUGGUGGCUGGUCUGAUUACUGCCCCAUAACGUUUAUCGUGAAUCUAUCUACCUCUGCCUCAAAUGUUGAAAGGCUGUGCAACGUGACGCUAUCAGAUCAUUAGCAAAUGAUGUUUUUUUUUAAUGUCCUGUUAAAUUUACUGAAAGUA
Messenger RNA from Hemiscyllium ocellatum (epaulette shark), 7126 nucleotides. It is a transcript of the gene hcfc1b, whose product is annotated as host cell factor C1b. Gene Ontology annotation, cellular component: histone methyltransferase complex. Gene Ontology annotation, biological process: regulation of DNA-templated transcription; chromatin remodeling. The record is from RefSeq and is a predicted model, not a curated record. NCBI's taxonomy places the organism in Eukaryota, Metazoa, Chordata, Chondrichthyes, Orectolobiformes, Hemiscylliidae. The transcript is spliced from 26 exons. Bases 34 to 4803 code for a protein of 1589 amino acids. Gene Ontology annotation, molecular function: transcription coactivator activity; protein binding.